This is a messenger RNA of Durusdinium trenchii, 1432 nucleotides long. NCBI's taxonomy places the organism in Eukaryota, Dinophyceae, Suessiales, Symbiodiniaceae. The record is from the annotation of a GenBank genome assembly.
UGGGAAUGGUUGGGGAGCAUGAAAACGAAGCUGGCUUGCAUUCACAUGUGUCGACUAGGAGGCUCUAAGGAAACUAGUCAUUGACUGAUUAGAGAUAUGUGGUAUGUGGACUCCGCUCAGAACUAGAUGGGUAGCUGUUUUCAACAUGACCCCUCCUCACGUUUCCAAUGUUGGGGUCGUUUCACUCAGGGAACCACGUUGGUGGAGAAUCGAAACCACUCUUGGAGACGCAAAGGCUGAGGCUUACAGGGUGCUUAAGGUGACCGGACCAGUUGCACCCCUCACAUGUCGUAGUGUGCAUUUUCAUGUCGUCACAUGUCUUCAGGUCAUCAUCACCUCGGACCGGGACCGUCAGACCCUGGCCGCGGUCACAGAGGACUUGCCCGUGUACCUGGCGCCCGAGGGCUGUUGCAUCAUGCGGCGCCCAGGGGAGACCGAGGAAUGGAUCCAUCUGGUGGAGGACAGCGAUGUUGAGGGCCGAGAGGAGUGGAUGGACGGAGUCAAUGCUGUCUUCAACUACUUCGCGGAGCGUACGCCGGGCUCCUACAUCGAGAAGCAAGAAUACAUGUACCGCUGGAGCUGGGACAAUGCGCAGUUUGACUUCGGCUCCGCGCAAGCGCGCGAGGUGCUUAUCCACCUUUGGGCGGGGCCCUUGGUGAACAGUGAGGCUGAGGUGGUCGUCGGCGACCGUGCGAUCACUGUGCGGCCCCAUGCGUGCUCGCGGGGCGCCUGCCUGGAGAAGUUGCUGAGUAACGAGCUGAACGGUCUUCAGCAGGUAGACUUCGCCUUGUGCUUUGCCGUGGUCUCCCACCGCGACGAGGACGUCUUUGAGACCGUAGAGGCCUUCUUCGAGGAGUCUAUGGCCUCUGACUUUGGAUAUGCCAGUGCUGGAGAUGGAGAUGCAACUGCAAGUGGCUUAGCGACGGGCUUGAUGAGCCUUUGCUCCUCCCCACGCUCCUCGGCCGAUGGCCGGGCCGGCUCCUCUGUGCUGCAGACGCCCACGGGGCCAGCGCCAGAGGUGCAGCCAGGAGAGGAACCACCACCCUAUGACUGGGUCCCUACCGCACAGCGGGAAAGGGAGGAACAGCAACGCCAGGAGAGCGACCUGCCCGCCGUCUCUGCACCUGAUGGUGAUGCCCAACCGCACCGCCAGCUCUCCGGUGAUCUGGAAGAGGAGAAAACGCCCAGCGCAUCUGCUGACUGGAACGACCUGCGACGCUAUGCGUCCUGCUACACCAUGUCACUUGGCAUGAAGAAGACCAAGGCGCAGUACGCCCUUCCCCAUCCGUAUCAUGUACAAAACUUGAUUCGAGCGAUGGCGGCCAGGCUGCCGCAAGUUUAGGCUGCCAGGUCCAUCUUGGUGGCUUCUGUGAGGGCGCUGCCUGCGUUAAAAUGUGCACUUGGAUGCAUGACCAUCUUCAUACAAUGACUG